This is a messenger RNA of Magallana angulata, 4353 nucleotides long. Its product is annotated as rho GTPase-activating protein SYDE2-like. The record is from RefSeq and is a predicted model, not a curated record. The coding region runs from base 588 to 3743 and encodes 1051 amino acids. Gene Ontology annotation, biological process: signal transduction. Gene Ontology annotation, molecular function: protein binding. NCBI's taxonomy places the organism in Eukaryota, Metazoa, Mollusca, Bivalvia, Ostreida, Ostreidae. The transcript is spliced from 6 exons.
GACUUCCGGUGUAGUUGGCGAGGCUCCUUGGUGUUGUGAAUGCUUGUUGAUGAGCGACAUUUAGGUAGCAGGCUUAUGACUUUAUUAACCUGUGAUCAAACUUGCAUAGUUACCAUAGAAACUGGAAAUCGAUAUUUGUAAUAAGUAUUACUAAAUUGUGUGUACGUUGUGGCGACAGAAUUAUAAUUGAUCCACACAAGAUUACUGGAGAUUGGGGACAUGGUUCUAGCCGCAGGGCUCCAGUCUCUACCCCGCAGGAUGCUGACAGUAUGGAGUCCAGCGGAGUCCGUGCAUUCCUGCUAACGUGAGACCAUGGAAACAUGAUCUACCACAGCGACACGGUUGUAAAGUAUUCGCGAGAAGUUCAUUAUAAGCCGUUACUUGAUAAGUGCAAUAAUCAUUACUUGUGCUUUCUAUGGGAAAAAGGAACGAUUGAUUUGGAAGAGCAGUAACCGUUAAAUUUUUGCUGUCUGAGAUACAGCGAGUUAUAAGGCAAGGAUAAAUCUAUUAGUGGACCACCGCGGCUAGGAGUGGAGAUAGGGAGGUGGGUGGAGGGUUGUUUGAAGACGGAAUGUCUCCUCGCCCCCAUGCGUCUCUUGUGGAUUUCGGAGAUCAUCAGGAAAGCUGUAAUGUUGUGCUGUGGAACUUCACGGGACGACGAGGAUUCCAUGGCACAAGGGACAUCUGGAUUAAGACCAGGAAAAAACAAGAAGUCAGCUGAUGCCAGGUACAAACAAGAGAAGCUGAAUCCCAGAUUCUCGACGCACAGAGAGCGAUCACGGAGUCACACUGAACGCUCCUCCCCUGACGAGGAUUCACCUAGCAGUGGUUCAAGAUCCAAGAGUUCUAAUUCAAACAAUGGAGCGCCUGAUAUGGGAAUAAAAAACAUCGUCAUGGAUGAUUCGUACAUUGUGCAAACUGUGGAGAUUAAGAAGCGGCCUGGUCAAACCCUGGGAUUUUAUAUUCGUGAGGGAAAUGGGGUCGACAGGUUUGAGGGAGUUUUUAUUUCGAGGAUUCAGAUGGGAACAGUGGCCGAAACGAAUGGUUUGUUGCAUAUUGGUGACGAAAUUCUUUCGGUAAACAAGAAAGAGGUGAAAAAUAUGUCUCUAGAUGAUGUUGUAAUUUUAAUGUCGAUCCCUAAAAAGUUGACUUUGAAAAUUAGAACAAGAAAAAAUGGUAACAAGAAAAAUGCAUCUUGUCCAUCUCUUGCUGUAACCGAACAGCAACACCCACCGGUGGCGGUUCUAAAACGAGGCCGGUCGUCGUCUGCUGACGCGGUAGAGGAAACCGAAAAGUGCCCGGAUAUGUACCCUUUCUAUGGAACCCCGCCCAGCCAUGAUCCUUUUGGUGCUAGACGUUCUCGACCUACCUCAUCACAAUAUGCUAGUAUCUUCAUAUCACCUCACAGAGCGGAGGCUAAACUUCUAUCAGACGACGGAGAGAGUGAGAAUUCUAGUGACGGUUCUCUCCCUCGUAGUGUGGACUCGGGCAACAGGAGUUACUACCACGGCCACCGAGGGUAUGUUUCAGAUAGUGCUUAUGAACCAACCGACAAUUACAACAGUCCAACCCUAUCCCCUAACCAUUAUGGCAGUCAAAGUGACCGAGAGUACGCGAGGUACAUGUAUUCAGAUGGAGGGCUUCCGAGACGUCUAACAGCGCAGACGACACCAAAAUCUCCCGCCAAAUCCUUCCAUACCCAACAAUAUCAACGAAAUCAGCCCUGUGGCAACCCUGAGUACUACGCCGGUGGCCAGCCUGUAGAUUUACACCGCGGAUAUGACGCUUCGCGAAGAUUUCACGGUGGGCUGAAAGAAAUGAUUCAAUCAAAAACGAGAUUCGGUCGACUACAACGUAGUCACUCUCCCGAGUGCUACAAUUCAGACUCAGAAGUACUAUAUACUCAUUCAGGUGGGGGAUAUAUACCGGUUGAUUCCCGGGGCUUUGCCUCGGAUUAUGAAACCUACGCCAAUGCAAUUAGUGACGAUGAUCCCAUUUAUUCUAUACCCAAAAUCCCGUCCAGCGGUAGCACUGAACUCGAAGAGCUGUUAAAAAAAUUUAACACUCUGUCACAAGAGCUUCAGGAAGAACAGAGUAAGCUGACUCGCCAACUCUCCACAUCCAGGGACAAAACAGUAACCUACUCGACCAAUCUUCCUCAUUCAGCGGCGGAUUCUCCAAAGUCCGAUCCGUUUUCCACAUCCAGGCGUCCCCAGUCGCCAUCCUCCAUUCGAAAGGCAGCCGCAACACAGACCCCUUCUCAUUCCAAACUAAUCAGAAAACUCAGUGCGGAGGCCCUGUCGCAACAUAUAACAUAUCAGAGCGAGCUAAACGCAGUGGACGCUCCACGAAAUCACAAGUCCCUUCCCUUGUCGGUGUAUCAACUGACCAGCGCAAAUAAGUCGUAUUUAUCUACCUCAUCUGCUUCUGCUCUCAGUCCCGCUCACGGGGACAACAGAAGCAAAAGCACAGAUACAGACGAGAGACAUGUCCCUAGAAGUUCGUCUGCCAGGUUCAGGGAUUUACAGCUGGUGAAGAAACCGUUGCAGAUACCGUAUGGUGAGUUUGAAUUUACGAGACCCGAUCCAAGAAAGAGGGUAGAGUUGUCAAGGUCGAAAGGAUUGGAUGGCAUGGCCAAUGUUCAUAUUUUGUCUGGGCAAGGAUUGAAAUCCUCCAAAAUGACCCUACGAGAUUUGUAUUGUGUUGUGUCUGUGGACUCUGUCAGUAUAGCUAGAACAAUGAUAAGGACAGGGGCUGUGAACUUCGACUGGGAUGAAGCUUUCGACAUCGAAUUAGAGGAUGCCAAAGAAGUGUCUUUUCUUAUCUAUAAUUGGGAUCCCAAUUUCAAACAUAGGUUGUGUUUUCAUGGAUCAUUAUUCGUUCAUGGCUGUCUCAUUAGUAACAAAUUAAAGAAAUUAGCUUUAAAAAUGGAACCAAAAGGUCUUCUUUAUAUUACUUUAUGCUUCAAAGAGCCCGCUGUGUCUUUGCAACGACUGCCAUCAAUGAAAAAGAAUGGUCUAUUUGGAAUUGAUUUGGAGACUGUAAUCAAACGUGAAUCUACUGGACACAACGUCCCUCUGCUUGUUAAAAAAUGUGUGAAGGAGGUGGAAGAUCGGGGGCUGGAGACUAUUGGCAUAUACAGACUCUGUGGAUCCGCAAGAAGAAAAGCCCAGCUGAGGGAACAGUUCGAGAAAGACUCGGAGGGUGUGGAUCUUUCAAAGGACAAUGUUACGGACAUCCACGUGGUCACUGGCGUCCUCAAGGAUUACCUUCGAGAGUUACCAGAACCUCUCUUUACCAACGCCCUGUAUCAGAUGCUCCUCGACGCACUAAGUGUACGCUUGCCCAGUGACCCGGAUGGUAGUGCAAAACUGAUGCUAAGCAUUCUUGAGUGCCUUCCAAAAGCCAACCAGGAAACCAUGGCUUUGGUGCUGAACCAUCUGAAGAAAAUCUCGUCCCACUGCGAGAAGAACAAGAUGAACGUGGACAACCUCGCCGUCUGCUUUGGUCCGGUUCUUCUGUGUCCCUCCCCUAAGUCCACGGAUGACCACGCCCUGGAUUUCAAGAGACAUAUCGAAGUUUUAAGAUAUCUUUUACAAAUAUGGCCAGAAAAUUAUGAAAUGGUGACAAUCAAAUCCAAUCCCAACUCAAAAGAGAAAAUCGUUGACUUGGAUAAAGACAAUGACGAUUCUGUGACGACACAGAAGGAAAAUGGAGUCGAGAACCACAAGAAUGUUUUUUGAUAACUCAGUUCUAUGCCAUUCCUAAACUGUUUAGCAUCAAUAGAAGGCUGUUUAUUUGAGUAAUAAUUGGAAUCUUCAAACCUACCAUAAAUUGUGAUAAUUUAAAUGUAUAUUUGUAAAUUUACAAUACAAAUGUAGAUGUUACAUCUGCAAACUUUUACAAUGUAUACAUCAUACAUGGAUGUAAAACAAGAGUUAUGUAGAUCUAUAAUUAGAUUAUUCAUAUGAAGAUCUUAUAUCUACAUCCUCUCUUUGGAGACAUGUUUCAAACUUUUGAAUGUAAUAUGUCAGAAAAGCAUAUCUCACUAUUUUUAUACGAGAAUUAAAUAAAUCCAUGAAGGAUUUAAGACAGGGCAAUUCUGUGUGAUAGCAUAAUAAUUAUGAAUUAUUUUGAACUCUUUUGCUGUAUUUUGACAGUUUUAAUUACGUUGCUGAUAGUGAAAUUAGUUUCUCUGGCAAUUAUGUAUUUGUACAGCUUUUCAUUUAUGGAAAUUACUUUUUAUGAUCAAGAACACCCCAUGGUCCUUCACUCUUGGUCUGAAUGCUCUGUUGUUCGUAUUAUAGAGAAGAAAUCUUUACACACUUAGCUAAUAAAUUAUUUUGUAUUUGA